UCCGCGUUGCUCGCGGCCACGGCAGAAACGGGGGGGUGCAGGGGCGGCAUGGCAGCGGGGCAUCUGCAGCAAAUCUGGGGGACGGCGGGGCUCAGCCUGUCCCGCGGAGUGCUGAUGAGUCGCUUCGCCACUCUUCGGCCUCUUGGCCUUUUGGUCCCCCCGCGGCCUAGGCCGCUAGUCAUCGGGAUCCGCGGGCUGGCAGACGAGAGUGGUCUGGGGGAGAACGCUUUCUUCGAGAAAUACCGAACUAAGAUCCAAGAGCUUCGCAGAUCCAAUCCAGAUCUUUUUGAAUCUCGCAUGGAGCAAAAGAAUGAUUUGAAAAAGCAGCCAGUGGGAUUCUCAAAACAGGCAGAGUUUGUCAGAUACAUGGAGGAACAGACUGCAAAAGCAGGACAAACAAAAUCAGGAUUCACAAAAAAUAAGACACUUGAUUCCAUACUUAAUGUUGAGAUGAUGAAACAGAAGAAGCCUGAAGAAAUAAAGCAGAUAUGGAAGCAAUAUUUUUCUGGAGAAGACACAGUUUAUGCUGUUAUUCCUGGGAAAACCUUUGAUGUCAUGUGGAAACGAAUUCAAAAUUGUCCCUCUUUUCUUUAUGCGCUGCCAAGGAAGGAAGGGUAUGAAUUUUUUGUUGGACAGUGGUCAGGAACAGAACUUCACUUCACUUCUCUGAUAAACAUUCAGCAGACUCACGGUGAUGCUUCUCUCAGCCAGUUGAUUUUGUAUCAUUAUCCUGAACUUCAAAAGGAAAAAGGAAUUGUACUGAUGACUGCAGAAAUGGAUUCUAAAUUCUUGAAUGUACAGGAAGCCCAGUGCCUAGCCAGCCAGGUUCAGCUUUUCUAUGCCACAGACCGUCAAGAGACCUAUUGGUUGCUGGAAUCAUUUAACCAUCAGCCAAAUGAAUUUAAAUAUAUGUCUGUAAUAAGCGAGCUUGAACGGAACAGAAUUGGGCAAGAACUGAGGCCUCAGGAAGAUGUGCCCUCACCAACCGCUUGAGAGGUGUUGCGGCUUUAACUAAAGACCACUGGCAUGGCAAGAGAUAUCACCAUGGGACAGAGUUACUGUUUUUUUCCAGAAAGUGUCAUUAAAAACGAUGCCCUUGGGACUCAGUUGGGAAAAGAAUCAGUUACAAACUCAAUACUGUGACAAUGUAGACGCCCUUGUCCAUUUUAUAUCUGAAUGCUAAAAGAAUAGAUAAGCAUUUAUGAUCACUAUAUGAACUAUUUGAAAUUUCUCCUUCCCAGUUGCACAUGGCUUGUUGGGUUUUACCAUUUCUGAAGUUUCCAUAUGUCUGUUGUUCAGCAAAAAAUGAAACUGAAAAAAAAAGAAGAACCAAGUGGGGCUUUUCUCAAUGGGUAUGAAAAUUUCCUGGACCUAGUUAAAAAGUAUUUUACUAUGAGUGACAUGUUAUCAUUUUUAGAACAUGUUCCCAUCUCGUGAAGCAGAAAUUCAGAACAAGACUAAAGCCUGAGCAUGUCCAAAAAUGUAUCAACUAAAAGUGUGAGGUAAUUUUUUUUAAUGUAAUGGAGUGAGAUCAAUUUGAAAUGAAAGACUUGAGUAUUUACAGAACUGUAAAUCUCUAUAAUUCUAAGCAACGGGAUAAUAUUGGGAUAAUGAAGUUGUGGGAGAAAAAAAUAUUGAGGCCUUUAAUUGCAAAAAAGGGAAUUCUCCAUUUUUUUCAUCUUAGAAGGAACCCAACAUACGCCUAAACUGGAUCUAAUGUCACCUUUGCUCUUCAUUCAUGAAAAUAGAGUUUACUUUCUAUUGCCUUAUUUUAUCUGACUUUUUCUGUUUUUGUAAUGAAUCACUUCACUGAUAAUGGGAGCAGGAAAAAGGGCACAUA
Messenger RNA from Ahaetulla prasina, 1840 nucleotides. RefSeq names its product ATP synthase mitochondrial F1 complex assembly factor 1 (gene ATPAF1). Lineage: Eukaryota; Metazoa; Chordata; Lepidosauria; Squamata; Colubridae. Gene Ontology annotation, cellular component: mitochondrion. The transcript has 9 exons. Bases 49 to 993 code for a protein of 314 amino acids. Gene Ontology annotation, biological process: mitochondrial proton-transporting ATP synthase complex assembly. The record is from RefSeq and is a predicted model, not a curated record.